Heterocephalus glaber (naked mole-rat) is the source of this 854-nucleotide messenger RNA. RefSeq names its product granzyme B. Gene Ontology annotation, biological process: proteolysis. Gene Ontology annotation, molecular function: serine-type endopeptidase activity. Gene Ontology annotation, cellular component: intracellular membrane-bounded organelle; cytoplasm. The record is from RefSeq and is a predicted model, not a curated record. Lineage: Eukaryota; Metazoa; Chordata; Mammalia; Rodentia; Bathyergidae.
ACUGAGCUAACUCCUCACCUUUCUCUGCUGGGGGCUAAAAGACAGCAAGGACAAAGCUUCAGCAGCUGUGACUGGGAAGCCUUCUUGUGAAGAUGCAGCUGCUCCUGCUCCUGUUGGCCUUCUUCCUGCCCCCUGGGGCAAAGGCAGGGGAGAUCAUUGGAGGACAUGAAGCCAAACCCCACUCCCGCCCUUACAUGGCCUACCUUCAGAUCUGGAGUAAGAAUUCUCAAAAGAAGUGUGGUGGCUUCCUGAUACAAGAGAAGUUUGUGUUGACAGCUGCUCACUGUUUAGGGAGCACAAUAAAUGUCACCUUGGGGGCCCACAACAUCAAGAAACUGGAAAAGACCCAGCAGGUCAUCACUGUGAGAAAAGCCAUUCCACACCCAGACUAUAAUUCUAUAAUCUUCUCCAAUGAUAUCAUGCUGCUGCAGCUGGAGAAAAAGGCCAAGCUGACUAAAGAUGUGCAGCCCCUCAGCCUGCCCAAGGCCAAGUCCCAGGUGAAGCCAGGUUCACUGUGCCACGUGGCUGGAUGGGGACGGUUGGUCCCAGAGGGAGAAUAUCCAAGCACACUUCAGGAGGCAGGGGUGACAGUGCAGAAGGACCAGGAGUGUGAGACCUGCUUUAAAACCCAUUACAACAGUAUCACUGAGAUGUGUGUGGGAGACCCAAAGGUUAAAAAUGCUUCCUUUAAGGGUGACUCUGGAGGCCCCCUAGUGUGUAAUAAUGUGGCCCAGGGCAUUGUCUCCUAUGGAAGAAAGGAUGGGACAACUCCAUGUGUCUACACCAAAAUCUCACAUUUUCUACAAUGGAUAAAGAAAACCAUGAAACAACACAGACUGCAGGGAGCAAAUUAA